Molecule: messenger RNA, 2861 nt
Organism: Colossoma macropomum (tambaqui)
Lineage: Eukaryota; Metazoa; Chordata; Actinopteri; Characiformes; Serrasalmidae
Product: trichohyalin-like
Exons: 7
Coding region: 196-2124 (642 amino acids)
Molecular function (GO): GTP binding
Source: RefSeq, a predicted model, not a curated record
UGUGUUUGUCUCUAUAAGAACAAGCAGGUGACAGAGGGGAGGGGCUACGAGGGCAGAGUGAGUCUGUUCAAGGAGGAGCUAGAAAAAGGAGACGUGUCUUUAAAACUGAGACUGUGUGAAGAGCAGGAUAAAGGACAUUACCUGUGUCAGGUCACCAGUGGCUUCAAAACAGAAGAGCUAACAGUAGCAGUAGAGAUGCUCAGUGAUAAGUUCGGCUUAAUCCAUAAACUGGUGAAGGUGGAGGGAGCCUGGACUGAAGAGGAGAGAAUGAAAAUGGAGGAAUCUGUUCUGCUAACGGAGUUUAAGGCAAAUAACAUGAUCGAGCUCUUCAGAAGAAUUAAUGAGGAAAGAAUUCAAGAGAAAGAAAAACUGCUACAGCAGCUGAAGGAGGCCAGGAUGGAUCGGGACAAAGCUUUAAAAGAACAGAAAAAAACUGAAGCUCAACUACAAGACAUUGAAGUGACGCUAACGGAGAAAGAUCAACAGAUACGUGAUUUAGAGGCUAAAAUGGAGAUAUUCAAACAACUGGAAGAUCCACAGAUUACUGAAACCUUAGAUACAUCAGAUCUAGACACUUCAUGCCAGAAAAGAAACAGUCAACAUCUACCUCCACACAUGGACAUUGAAACCACUGGAGCUUCUCCACUGUCAGUUCCUGCAUCAGAGCUCAGGCUGGUGCUGCUGGGGAGGACUGGAUGUGGGAAGACAGCAGCAGGAAACACCAUCCUAGGCAGAGAGGAGAGGAGCCAGGCUGAAGUGUCUACAGUGAGGCAGCAGAGUGAGAGCAGACAGGAGGAGGUGGCUGGGAGGCAGGUGACUGUGGUGGACACUCCUGACUGGUUCUGUCCUGGACUCUCUUUGGAGGAGCUGAGACAGGACGUGGGACUCUGUGUCCGUCUGUCUGCCCCAGGACCCCACGCCUUCCUCCUAGUCAUACCAGUGAAGCAGUCUACAGGAGAGGAAGAAGGAAUGCUGGAGAAAAUGGAGGAGAUUUUUUGGGAGAGAUGUUGGAGGAACACCAUGAUCCUUUUCACCGUUACUGAUGAAGUCCAAGAGAAGAACAUUGAAGAGUUUAUCCAGUCAGGAAACCAGGAGGUCCAGAGACUUGUAGAGAAAUGUGGGAACAGGUUUCACUGUCUCAGCAUUAAGGAGAGUGGAGAUGGUUCUCAAAUCUCAGAGCUGCUGGAGAAGAUAGAGAAGAUGGUUGCAGGAAAUGAAGAGGGUUUCUACAGCAGUGAUAUCUACCAUGAGAUCAGGGAAAUGGAGAAAAGAAUUAUUAAAGAAAGAGAGGAGAAUAAUAAGAGAGAGAUUGGAAAAUUUAAGGAGAAACAAGAGAAGGAAAUCCAGGAUGCUCUGAAGAGUAUAACAGAACAAAUCCAGGAGCUUGAGGAGAGACUCCAGCAACAUGAGGAACGAAUAACUGAACUUGAGAGUUUACUAAAAGAGGAGAGAAAUGAUGAGACGAAAAGAGAGCUGGAGAUGAAACUGCAGAGAGAGAUUCAGCAGAAAGAGGAGAUUCAACAGCAGUUGAAAGAACUGAAGGAAAAGUGGGACAAAAUGAAAAGUGAGAUAGAGGAGAGACACAGACAGGAGAUGGAGGACAUCAUAGAGAUGUAUGAAGGAAAAGCCAGGAUGGAGGCAGAGAGGAACCUCAUGAAGAUCAUCCUGCCUGAACUCCACCGUACAGUCUGGGUUCUCAUCUCAAAGAUGCAGAAACAAUUCCUGGUGAAGGUGGAGCAAAAGGAUCGAGAGCUGUUGACCCUGAAACAAAGACUGUCUGAGCUCACAGAGACUUACAGACAACUGGAAAUAGAUUAUCAGGCUCUGAGGAGCACAGAAAGCACUGAAGCAGGAAGAGACGAGAGAGUGAGUGGAGCGGCAGUUGGAGGGGAUGGAGGAGUAGAGGAAACUCAAGAUGAAGUGGAAAGACUGUCCAAAGAAGAACAAGAUGAUGGUGAUGAGAAAGGAAGUGAAGGAGAGAGGAGAGGGACAAAGACAGAGGUGAGGCUGAGAAGACAGAGGCUGGUGAAGAAGAGGAGAACAGACCUGAUGGCCAGGAGGAAUCCAGAGGGUGGAUACGUCGAAUCUUCUCCUGUUGUUUUCCUCCAGUGUAUGAACCUGUAGAGAUGCAGCAAACAUAAAAUUGAACUGAAGAAUUGAAAGAAAGCUUAAAAUAUAUUGUGCUCAUGAAUUACUUUCAAACAUUGAAGGAAAACAUGAAUAAACGGGUGGAGAAACAUAAUGAGUGCAAAUGCUUCCAGACAGGUGUACUACCACUCUCUGCGGCAUGAGUAAAGAUUCUGAGCCACCCCAAUUGAUCUCGAUUUUGGAUCAAGAUAGCAAGAGAAAAAAAAUCUAAGUAACUUUAGAAGAUGGUUCAUUAGUGGGGCAUAAACGGCAGGAGCUUCAGUCACAAAGACUGCUCAACUGAGAGUUUCAAUAGGAAUGGGACUAGUCCAUCCAUACUACAUAGACUGGGACUACCUAGACUGGGAGUACAUAGAGAGGGAUGUUAUAUUCUUCACCCAUAUUUUUCACAAGUGGGAAAGAGCAUGUGUAUAGAUCAUUCUCCAUUUGGAGCGGGAAUACAGGUGGAUACAUUUUUUAAAAUCAAUUUCUUUCAUCCCAAUAUGUCAAUUAGCAUAUCCUAUUACCAAAUGUACAGAAUGGAGAGCUCAAUUCCAAACAUAUUUUAAUAUAUUUUCAUGUAAAAUGCAAUGUUUUAGUCAGUUUGUCACUGGUGUUACCCCUUAAAAAGGCAUUCUUUUUGUGAUAAAUGCAUGUAUUUUCCCAUUUAAUGUGACCAUAUUUUUUUUAAAGAAGUUCAAUUUGAAUAAUCAUGUUACCAAAGCUUUUUUAUA